UUGGGAAUUGUGCAGUGAAUUGGGUGCUGGUGGCGGUCUUGGACAGGGAGCCUCUUUAAGCGCGAGGCGAGCUUUCCGUGGUGGAUACAUCUUCGGGUUUUGCUUUCUUUGCUUCGCCGCUGUCGAGCCAUUAUGACUUUAGAGGAAGUUCACGGACAGGAGCCAAUACCUGAAACUAGUGACAGCAGCACCAGCAGCGCCGCCAGCGGCAGCAGGAUGCAGAGCGCUGGCAAAGCCCUCCACGAACUGCUUGUCUCCGCGCAGCGCCGCGGCUGCCUGACGGCGGGCGUCUACGAGUCGGCCAAGCUGAUGAAUGUUGACCCGGACACGGUGGCCUUCUGCCUGCUAGCGGCGGACGAGGAGGACGAGGGAGACAUUGCCCUCCAAAUCCACUUCACCCUCAUCCAGGCGUUCUGCUGCGAGAACGACAUCGACAUCGUGAGAGUGAACGACGUCCAGAAGCUGGCCAGCAUCGUGGGGGCCAGUGAGGAGGACGGGGAGCCGCGAGACCUUCACUGCAUCCUCAUAACGAACCCUAAUGAGGAUGCCUGGAAGGAUCCAGCCUUGGAAAAGCUAAACUUGUUUUGUGAGGAGAGUCGGAACAUCAAUGAUUGGGUGCCCAAUAUCACCCUACCUGAGUGAUGAAAGUCCAGUGCAUGGGAGAGGUGGAAGCCUUUUGUUGCAUUCUCAUCAUGGAGUUGCACACCUGGGCAACCCAAAAAGUGGCUGAUUCUGUGGAUUCGCCAAGUCAACAGCUUGGAUUAAGUCGCUGGGACAACACGUGGUGGGUUCUUGUGGAGAAAGGAGAAGCAAAGGAAAAGAAGGGGAAUGGCUUAUGCCAACAGUGAAUCCCUACUAUGUUGCUGCGCUGGAGAAGCUGGCGGGUUCAUGGAGUUGAACUACAAGUUUUUAGGUGCAGAAGGAGCAAAACCUGUAGGUUUCCAGGUUGGGCGGAAUGUUGUGUUAGAGAGCAGGGGAGAAAAGUUGGAAAACUGGACACAGAUGGCAUGGGAAGGUAUGGACACAAUAUCGUAACCAAGAACUGCUGUUUGGGCUGGCCAGAGCCCCAAAACAAGAGACUGGAAGCAUAAUCUUUGGAACUAUAAUACUUUUACAGAAACUUUGAUGCAGACUGAUGUACUGAAUGCCUUCGGACUAUAUUUUGCAUUGCUUACCAAUUUUACAAUAAUCCUUUUCCAAUUAAAUUCAUGCUGGUAUUGAGGAUCUUUUAUAUUUUGUA
Molecule: messenger RNA, 1240 nt
Organism: Eublepharis macularius
Lineage: Eukaryota; Metazoa; Chordata; Lepidosauria; Squamata; Eublepharidae
Gene: GADD45G
Product: growth arrest and DNA damage inducible gamma
Exons: 4
Coding region: 133-642 (169 amino acids)
Biological process (GO): regulation of cell cycle
Cellular component (GO): nucleus; cytoplasm
Source: RefSeq, a predicted model, not a curated record